Molecule: messenger RNA, 6124 nt
Organism: Drosophila montana
Lineage: Eukaryota; Metazoa; Arthropoda; Insecta; Diptera; Drosophilidae
Gene: cora
Product: coracle
Exons: 17
Coding region: 461-5701 (1746 amino acids)
Cellular component (GO): cytoskeleton; plasma membrane
Molecular function (GO): actin binding; structural molecule activity
Source: RefSeq, a predicted model, not a curated record
ACUCUGCCGCUUCAAUAUAAAAAUAUAUCUCAGUACCAGUUUGCUCUUCGUGCGUAGCAUUUCGAAUAUUUUUAUCACGGUAUUCAACGACGACGACGACAACAACAAAUUGUCUUUUUUUGUGUUCAAUAGAAAAAGUGGCCAAGAAUUUGCUUAUAAGUAUUUGGUGUGCAGCUGUGUGUGUGUGUGUAUUUGCGUAUGUGCGAAGUCAACUAAAAUCUGCCAGGCGUUUGUGAAAAGUGAAAACAAACGAAAACGUAAUUGUGGAAAAGCGCCGCAAAGUAUUCAACGCUUCCUGUGGAUUAACGACUGAAAAUUAGAGCACAGCUUACUCCUCGUCAAUAAGUACGGUCACAGCAAGUAGAAUCCGCUGCAGAAACUAUUGAGCUCGUUUCAACGCCGUUUCUCUCCUCCUCGAUUGCAUUCAGCAAACUGUCUGCGUAGCUGAGCGUCUGGAAAGAUGCCGGCGGAAAUUAAACCAUCCGCGCCAGCGGAACCGGAAACACCAACCAAGAGCAAGCCGAAGAGCAGCUCAUCGACCUUCUCGAAGGCCGCAUUGGCACGCGUCACACUGCUCGAUGGAUCCAUUCUGGACGUGACUAUUGAUCGUAAAGCCAAGGGUCGUGAUCUGGUGAACUCGAUCUGCGCUGGUCUCAAUAUCAUUGAGAAGGACUACUUUGGCUUGACCUAUGAUACGCCUACCGAUCCGCGUGUUUGGCUAGAUUUAGAGAAGCCCGUGGCGAAGUUCUUUCGCACAGAUCCUUGGCCGCUUGCGUUCGCAGUCAAGUUCUAUCCACCGGAGCCGUCACAGCUCCAGGAGGACAUCACGCGUUACCAUUUAUGCCUGCAAGUGCGCAAUGACAUCCUAGAAGGUCGUCUACCCUGCACUUUUGUCACGCACGCUCUACUCGGCUCGUACCUUGUGCAGUCGGAGAUGGGCGACUAUGAUCCCAAGGAAAUGCCGACACGCGCCUAUCUGAAGGACUUUAAAAUUGCACCCAAUCAGACAUCAGAGCUCGAGGAGAAAGUCAUGGAUCUGCAUAAGACUCACAAAGGUCAAUCGCCCGCCGAGGCUGAGCUACACUAUCUCGAGAACGCUAAGAAGCUGGCUAUGUACGGUGUAGACUUGCAUCCAGCUAAGGACUCUGAGGGCGUCGAUAUCAUGCUGGGUGUGUGUGCGUCCGGUUUGUUGGUUUAUCGCGAUAAAUUGCGCAUUAACCGUUUCGCUUGGCCCAAGAUCUUGAAGAUCUCGUACAAGCGUCACCAUUUCUACAUCAAGAUACGACCGGGCGAAUUCGAGCAAUACGAAUCCACCAUCGGUUUUAAGCUUGCUAACCAUCGUGCCGCCAAGAAGCUGUGGAAGUCCUGCGUGGAGCAUCACACCUUCUUCCGUCUGAUGACACCAGAGCCGAACACUAGGUCCACGCUGUUCCCACGCUUUGGCUCCAAGUACCGGUUUUCGGGGCGCACCCACUACGAGAGCAAGGCGACACCCGUUGACCGCACGGCGCCCAAAUUCGACAGGGCACUAUCCGGAGCGCGUCUCUCAUCUCGCAGCAUGGAUGCACUGGCUAUCGCUGAAAAGGAGAAGGUGGCCCGCAAGAGCAACACCUUGGACCAUCGUGGAGAUCGAAGUAUGGACACAGAUCCGACACAUGCCCGUAGCCCCAUUAAGAACAAAAAGGACAAGUUAAUCCGUGAAUCGAGCACCGGUACAGCUUCAGCCUCCUCGCAGAGCUCACUCGAGGGAGACUAUGAGACCCACAUCGCUGCCGAGGCAGCGUCCGCUGUUGCCGAUUUUUCGUCUCUCGCUCAGGAUGAUGAGAAGGAGGCAAAGUUACGCGAAAAGAAGCUAAAGGAAAAGGAAGAAAAGGAGCGCAAGGAGCAGGAAAAGCGAGAGCAAAAAGAAAGAGAAAGGGCCGAGAAGGCGGCUAAAGCAGCUGCUGCCGCCGCAGCCGCCGCCGCAGCUGGAGUCAAUGGAAAUGACGAGCUUAACGAUUCUAAAAAAUCGGAUACAUCUGGCAGACGUGGUGUUGGUAUAUUCUCGUCGGGUCGCAAGAGCAAGAGCGGUUCACCGUCAAAGGAUGGCAAGGACAAGUCCGGCAAGGACAAGGAUAAAGAAAUGGGCCGUCUUGGUUUGGUAGUUACCUCUGGUCUGGGUGAGCAAGAGCAAAGCGAUGCCAAUAGAGAUGGUGACAAAAAGCGCGGCUCUACAACGCCCGGCGUUACCCGUCCAUAUGAGUAUGCCGUAGAUGCUGAUGGCAAAGCCAGUAGCCCCACACGUAAAUCGUACACGCCCGGCGGCUUCCGCUACGACCAGGAUCCAAAUAGUGGCAAGCAGCUAGGUGCCGAUGGUCAAGAGCAGCUCUCGCCAACAUCGCAGCAAAAGAAAAUCGGGCUGGCCUUUAACUAUGCGCCAGGCAAUGAAAAUGCUCUGAAGGAGACCGCCGAGAAAAUCAAGUCCGGUCAAUUGUCGCCCCGCACCCAGGACAAGAUUAACCGCGGUCAGCUGUCGCCCAAGUCGAGAGCCAAACUGCUGCAGGAUGGCAACCUGUCGCCCACGACGCGUGCCAAGCUGCAGGGCAGCGCUGUGGACGCCGCGGCAGUGCCGCUUAGCGAUGGCCAGAAGCGCUCGUACUCACCCACUAAGGGUCAGCAGUUCCAGCAGGGCUAUGCCUCGGGUGCGCCCGGCAGCUACAAGCCAAUUAUUGAUCCCACGGCCGAGUUCCUCGAAUCACAACGUUACAAUAAGGAACCUGGUUAUGUGGGCGUUGCAGCUGGUGCUGCUGGUGCAAAGCCUGGUUCGCCCACAAAAGCUUCAGCUGGAGCUGGAUCUCGUGCGAGUGCGGUUCCUGGAGCAGCUGCCGGCGCAGCUGCUGGUGCAGCUGGCGCUGCCGCAGCUGCCGCUGCCGCUGCUGCUAAGCCCAAGAAGAAGCGUGUUAAGAUUAUGGUCAUCACCUCGAAAUUCGAUCCUGCGACCAAGCGCAUUGAUGCCGAAAAUGGCACUAUCGAGCACUCGACAGGCAUCCUCGACCCAGCGACGGGUCGCAUUGAUACCAAGUACGGCGUAAUUGAUCCCAAGACUGGCACUUUGGAGGCGCUGAAUACUAAGACGGGCAAAAAAGAAUUGUACCAGGGCGAUUUGGAUCCAAAGACGGGCAACCUUCAUUUGGUUUCAGGCGUCUCAGAUCCCAAAACAGGACGUAUCGAUGAGACUUUGGGCCAGAUUGUGUGCAUAACGCCACAGGACAAUCCAGUUGUUGAACUGACCGUCAUUACAAGCCGCAUUAAUCCCGCGACGGGCAAGAUAGAUACUGUCAACGGCGAGGUCGAGCGCUCGCUGGGUGUCUUGAACUUGGACUCGGGCUUGUUGGAUACAAAGUAUGGUGAGAUAAACACACGCACCGGCGAGCUUAAGGCCAUCGAUCCGAAAACUGGAAAGAUUGUGGUUACCAAGAAUGUCAAGGUUGAUCCUGGCACUGGCCAAAUCACCAUACUGGGCGUAAUCGAUCCAAAAACGAAUAAGAUAGAUCCUAACCAGGGCCGCAUCAUUGAGGUCGGCCAGCAAAUUGAUCCAAUUGUCGAAGUUACAUCCCUGGCUGGCAAAUUCGAUUCGAAGAAGAACAUUAUCGAUCCCAAAACAGCUCAGGUGGAAACAUCUGGCGGCCAGUUCGACCCAAAGGCGGGCAAGAUCGACACAAAGUACGGCCAAAUCGAUUUGGUCAAGCACACAAUUACCUUCACCGACCCCAAGUCGGGCAAGACGGUAACACGCGACAUCAAAAUCGAGCCAGCCACCGGACAGAUUGUGCUGAAGAACCAGAUCAAUCCGAAAAACAACAAGCCAGACAAGGAUUACGCACGCAUCAUUUCGCUACGAAUCGUCCAACAGCGCGUGGAUCCAGCGACAAAGGCACCAAUCUCACAGGUCAGCGCCGCCAAGGACAAGGACAUUAUUGUUGAUCCCAAAUCGAACCAGAUCUGGGUGCCGACGGGUGCCAGUGAUCCCAGCACCAAGGAACAGCAGUACAUUUCCAGCAGCGUCGAUCCGAAAACUGGCUACGUCAUUACCAUCUACGGCUACCUCGAUCCCAAGACCCACGAGAUCAAGAAACAGACCAAGCUUGACCCGAACACCAUUAAGAUCGAGCCCUCGUCUGGCAAGAUCUACACCGCUACCGGCGAAGUGGACAAGGCCACCGGUGAACCGCUUUAUGCCGCCACUCAGGUGGAUCCCGAGUCUGGCGAGGUUUAUACCAAGCUAGCGCGCGUUGAUCCAAAGACGGGCAAGAUCAUUAUCGUACGCAUUUUGCUCAUUUCGAAAACAGACGAACGUGGUCGCCCAGAGGAAAUCGAUCCAGAGACCUGCGAAAUCGAUCCCGUGUCUGGUCGUGUUCUUAAGUUCUUCAACAAAACCGUGUAUGUUUAUAAUAUGAUUGAUCCGGUAACUGGUGAAAUUGUACAGGUCGAUCCCAAUGAUCCUCGGUUCGCUGGGGCACGCACCACAGUUACCCACACGAUGACCCUGACUGGCGAAAUUGAUCCCGUGACAGGCCGCAUCAAGAGCGAGUAUGGCGAUAUCGAUCCGAACACGGGUGACAUAGAUCCGGCGACAGCUGUCACUGAUCCAGUUACGGGCAAGCUGAUUCUCAACUACGCACAGAUCGAUCCCUCGCACUUCGGCAAACAGGCCCAGGUGCAAACAACCACAGAGACGGUGCCCAUCACUCGACAGCAGUUCUUUGACGGUGUCAAGCACAUUGGCAAGGGUGCGCUACGUCGCGACUCUGAGGGCAGCUCGGACGACGACAUGACCCAACAGUACGGCAGUGAUAAUGUCCAGGAUAUUGUGCUAAGCACGUCGAACCAAUCUGGCGCCGGCAGCAAGCUGGGCAAACCAGUGAGCACACCCACUGUGGUGAAGACGACAACGAAACAGGUGCUGACCAAGAACGAUGGCGGUGUCACACACAACGUAGAGGAGGAGGUGCGCAAUCUGGGCACCGGCGAGGUGACCUACUCGACACAGGAGCACAAGGCUGAUGCAACACCUACCGAUCUAAGUGGCGCCUAUGUCACGGCCACCGCAGUCACCACCCGCACAGCCACCACCCACGAAGAUCUGGGCAAGAACGCCAAGACGGAACAGCUUGAGGAGAAGACCGUUGCCACCACCCGCACCUUAGAUCCGAACAAUCAGCAGCAGCGCGUUGUCACCCAAGAGGUGAAGACGACUGCAACGGUUAUGAGUGGCGAUCAGUAUCAGAGACGCGACAGUGUGUCGUCGACCAGCUCAGGUGACUCUGGCACACCCAUCGAUGGGCCAUAUGAUGGUUCCAGCGUGGUACGCACUGACAACCAGAAAUCUCCGCUCUAUGCAAGCUCUGCAACCACAUCCACUGGCCCACACGUUGAAAGCACCAGAGUGGUGCUCGGCGAGGAUACGCCUGGCUACUCAGGACAUGGCGAGAUCAUCUCUACGCAAACCGUGAGCAGUAAAACCCGCACCGUGGAAACGAUUACCUACAAAACCGAACGCGAUGGCAUUGUUGAGACCCGUGUGGAGCAGAAAAUAACCAUUCAAUCCGAUGGCGACCCAAUUGAUCAUGAUAAAGCCUUGGCUGAGGCAAUACAAGAAGCGACGGCUAUGAAUCCAGACAUGACAGUCGAGAAGAUUGAAAUUCAACAGCAAACGCAGUAGAUUUAAUAAUUAUAUUUAAACAAUUACGAAGUAAAAGCCACACAGCUUGAGACCACAGUUCACCCACACACAGACCGCGCACCACCAACAUACAACAUACAAUCAACAACAAAUCAAAGUACACAGCACAUCCAGUACACCUUUUAUACUACCUACAUACUUAAGUUUAUAGAGACGGACAUACUGAAGAAGAAGGCCACAUGGCUAAAUAUGAAGAAUUCAAUAUUUUCUACAGAGCUAUCCAUAACGUUUUUGAAGAAAUUCAAGCCAAUACAAUAUGUUUACAAUAUUUUUUUUAUUUUUUAAUUACAAAACUGUUGUUUAUAACUACCUUUUAUUAUUAUUAUGUAUGUCUAACAGAGUGCAUUACAAAGCACAAUUAAAGUAUAUUGAAUGUGCAAACGCAAAGUUAAAAGAGAAAAA